Molecule: messenger RNA, 1477 nt
Organism: Agrilus planipennis (emerald ash borer)
Lineage: Eukaryota; Metazoa; Arthropoda; Insecta; Coleoptera; Buprestidae
Product: UPF0046 protein C25E10.12
Exons: 4
Coding region: 481-1380 (299 amino acids)
Molecular function (GO): hydrolase activity
Source: RefSeq, a predicted model, not a curated record
UGGUACUUGUUUUGAACGCAAAUGGCACCAUAUGAUAAAAAAAAAUUCCAACCAAUGCAAGGAACUUAUGAAGUGAUGCCAAUCAAUUUUCAGAUAAAUAUGGAAACAAUGAUAUUUUAAAUCUUUUCUGCAUCAUGGCAUGUGGUUUAAUUUGUAUUUUAGAUUCUUUAUGAAAGACAACAGUACCUCGUCACUUAUUCCAUGUUGAUCUUUCUUUUAGAGUAACUGACAUCCGUAAUUAAAUAAUAAAUUUGGUAUGGUUGACACUUAACUAGUGUGAUGCUGGUAUGUGAGUCACUUCCAUGCGAUUGCUAAUUGUUACUUUUAACCUCAAACAAAGCAUUUUAUAAUUGAAGAAAUUUCAAAUUUUUAUGUAUUACACACUAAUAAAAACGUACUUUUUUCAAUACAGUGAAUAAUUCCAUUUCACUUUAAAAUUUUUUUCAGAAGAAAUAUAAUUUUUCUCUUAUCAAUUCUAUUAUGCCAAACGUAGAUGUUCAUCCUUUGGCAAACAACCCUAGUGCGGCUUGGCGAGAACUAUCACAAGAACAAAAAGUGUUUAAACUCAAUGUAAAACCUCCAUCAAAACCAGUCGAACCUAACAAAGUUAGGUUUGUUUGUAUGAGUGACACUCAUUCACUUACUCACUACAUUAAGUUCGAUAUUCCAGAUGGGGAUGUGUUUGUUCAUGCUGGUGAUUUUACAAAAUGUGGUCAGGAGGGCGAAGUACAAGAAUUUAACCAGUGGUUAGGAAGUUUACCUCACAAACACAAAAUUGUGAUAGCUGGAAACCACGAACUUAGUUUUGAUCCUUCUUUUGUUCAUAUUUUUAAAAAAACAUAUGAUCACUGUUCAAGGCAUGCAGGUAGCAUUUUUGAAGAGGAAAUACCCACUUUGGGGAUGGAAAAAGAAGAAUUAAACAAGGCAGUUAAGGCUGUAAAUGCAAAGAAGUGUUUAACAAAUUGUACAUAUUUGGAAGACUCCAUGGUGGAGAUUUAUGGAAUAAAAAUAUAUGGCACCCCUUGGCAACCAGAAUUUUGCAAAUGGGCGUUUAAUUUACCAAGGGGUGAAAAAUGCCUUGAAAAGUGGAAUUUAAUACCUGAAAAUGUUGAUGUUUUAAUUACUCAUACUCCACCAGUUGGUCAUGGUGAUUUGACCUGUUCUGGGGUACGUGCAGGCUGUGUUGAACUAUUAAAUUCAGUACAGAAAAGGAUAAAACCGAAAUAUCACGUUUUUGGACACAUACAUGAAGGAUAUGGAGUAACAACUGAUGGAAAAAUAAUAUUCAUAAAUGCAACUACUUGUGAUAUUAAUUAUAUACCAAACAAUUUACCGAUUGUGUUUGACAUCCCGCUACCCCCAGGAGUUCAAAAGGCGUAAUUAGUAUAAUUAAUUCCUUAUUAAAAAGUAGAUUCCCAUUUUGUUGAAAUAAUUUUGUUACUGUUAUAAAUUUAUUUAUCUGUACACUUAUACCAAA